AUGUCUGCCGGCGUGACGAUAACGUCGACCGGUCCACCCCGCAUCGUCAGCUCCGAAGUUGGCGAGCCGAAUCGACCCGCCAGGACGGACCGACUGGAUCCAGUCGACGUCAACGAGUUUGGCAUCCCCCGUUCCGAGAGCUCAUCGCGGCUCGAAGCAGAUCUGGGCCCGAGCCUCAGCAACGUCCUCAAGACCUUUGACUUUUCGUCUUCCCACGCCAGCUUUCAGUCGAGCUUCGGCGUCGACAGUAGUGUUCAGGCCACCACCGACGACGACGACGAAGACGACGAAGGCGAGGAAUCGUCCGACUCGACCAACCUCACCACCAACCCAUCGACUCCUGCCUUUGCGCGCGACAAGGAGGCUGCGGCCACGGCGCAUCAGUUUGGACGCUUCGAGACCCUUGCCUCGCCUCCGCCGCCACCCCCUCCAUCCGCGGCGACCCUCCCCUUCGCUACCGCCCUCGGAGUUGCUCGCUCUGCUGUUGCUCCUGCCACGGCCACCAACGCUGGCGCCGUCCUCAUUCCUGCCACCACCACCGCCGUCGCAGCUGCCACGUCGCUCGAGGCGGCUUCCAUCGCAGACUUCGGAGCCCAGUUCAGCCCGGAGCGGAUAGGCGGCCCCGAGGAGCAGAUACCCAACAACACGGGCUAUUGGGGCACUCGGCGCCUGCUCUACCCACUCAGCGUCGGUGGAGGCGACCCUUUUGCUGCAGCGACGACCUCGACGCCGCAGCCGCCGCUCGUGUCGAUCCCCUUUCGCCCCGCGGCGUCCAGGGACACCCUAGGCUCGGUUCACUCGAUCAGCUCGGCGGGCACGAACAGCGUCCGUGGGCCAGGCCGCGCCAACUCGGACAUCCGCACCUUCCCAGACACAUCGCCGAUAGCGAACCGAGCCGCUGUCGCGCCGUCGGAGCGCAAGGGCAGCUUUAGCGCCCUCACAACUUCCGGCGGCAGCAGCAGCCGCGGCAGCGGCAGUGUCAGCGGCGGAUCGGGCAGCAGCGGCAGUAGAGAUCGAAGCGGCACACUUACGAGCGCGGCCGCCGGCUCCAUUCGCAGGCUCUUUCGGAGUGCGACGGCGAGCAGCAACGACCCGAGCUCAGGCAGCAAGGGACAGCCAACGCAAGGGCCAGGCCCUUCCUCGGCCUCUAGCACAGAGGUCAUACUCGCCGCAACGCUGCCUGUCGCGGGUACGCAACUCGGAUCCCGAUCAGCGCCGUCGCUGCCCACAGGCAACGACCAGCAGAGCCAGCAGGCGGCCCCGACGAGCAAACCGUCGGCCGGUGUUCAGGGGGACGAAAAGUCACUACCGAAACCUACUUUGCCGUUCCCGUCGAGCGCAGAGGCUCCCUCGGAGCGGCCGCCGACAGGCUCAGCGCCCUUGCUCGCCGGCAUGCCCGCUUCCGGCAAUUCCCGCCUGUCCCCGGCGAGAGCGCCGACCACGCUACUUGGACACCCGCCGCAGACCUCGCACCUCCGCUCGGAUACCGUCGGAUCGUCCGAGUUUGGCUCCAGCAGCGGGCCCAGCUCGGGACUCCACACGCCCGCAGGCUCGAUCUCUGCCGCCUACGGACGCAGCAGGGAGAGGGCGGAGAGCUACGUGAGCACCGGCUCAGCAUCCACCUUCCACGCAGGCACCGUGGCCAAGGCGACGAUCGCCACGGCGAGCUCGGCCACCAUCCGCAAGCUCGACCGGACCGACGGCGCGGCCCGUCCGAUCCGCCUCCAGAAGAGCAGCGGUUUCAGGACUGCCGGGUUCGCCAGCAGUAGCCAGGCGGAUUCGAGCAGCCUCUCAAACGCCGACGAUACGAGCGUCGAGAUCGACGGGGGCGACGUGACGUUGGGCCCGAAGCCUUCCAUGCGUCAGGGCGCGGAAUCCAACGAAAGCUCGUUCGAAGCGGGCCAGCUGUCGGACAGCUUCGGCCCCAAGGCGCCGUCCUCUGUGGUUUACCUCGACGCCGGUGCUGGCGGGCUGCCAAAGUCGGCCUUCUCGGACACGCUCUCGGCGCCCGUGUCGCGAUCGCCGUCGGGCAGCAGCCUCGGCGGCCCGGACGCAUCGCGGGAGCAGGAGCACGGCACGCUGUCGACCUCUGGCAGCCGCGCCAGCGGCUCGUCUCGUGAUGCCGGGCGGCAAGGCUCGGCCUCGGUCAGAGCCAACUCGAGAGCGGCCUCACGCUCGCCUCGCAACCCGCCAACGGUGCUCGUGGCCGACACGCACGAACCGGCCCCGGUCGCCGCCGGCCGAGGAGGUGCCUCUGCCUCCGGUCAUCGCAUUGCUGGCGGCCCGAACGGCAGUCUCUCCGUCGAUGUGGGCCUCGGGAUACGCAGCGGCCGCUCGUCGGCCGACACCAGCCCCGGCGGCUCCACGCGGCCCAAUCUCGGCCUGGCGCUCGGGGUCCUGCCCGAGUUCGGCGACGCAUCGGUCCCCACGGCGCCCCUGUCGAGCUCGAGCUCCUGGGGCGGCUCAUCGCUCCUCGGGGCGCACGGCGGCGGCUUCGAAACUGGCUCCACGAGCGGGUACAGCCGCGAUCGCGGGACGAGCAUCUCGACCAACCUCUCGUCUGCGAUGCUCGAAGAGCCGGUGUGGGGCCAGAACCGCUUCGUCGCCAGCUCGGCUCCCGAUCCCACCCUCGACUCCCUCGCCGCAUUUGCCUUUCCGUCGCCCGUGGUCAGCAACACCUCCAACAUGCCGACGCCGACGCCCGGUUCGGCCAAGCUGCACGGCGCCACGCUCCACUCUGCAGCGCCCUCGAUGCAGUCGACCGCCUCGACGUCGAUCGGCUGGAUGCCUGCGUCGGUCAGCCAGCACAGCCUGAUGCGGGUCGGCGGCCACUCUCGCGCGCUGACCAACACGACGCAGGUGUCGACGGCCAGCCGGAGCCAUGUGCCGGCCUCUUCGGCCGGCGGCUCGACGUUCAGCGCCGUCGGCAGCAGCCUCAACCUGCUAGGCCUGUCGCAGCUGGCGCCCAGCACCCGCGACGAGAUGCUCAACCGGCUCGUGCUCGACCAGGCCCGCGUCGACUGCCAAGACUACGGCCUGCUGAGCCUCGAGGACGUGGCCAGCGCCAAGCGCGAGCUCAAGCAGCUCGACAGCAAGAUCGCCACCAUGAAGGUCAAGCUCAAGGUCGAGGCCAAGAUCCGCGACGCCGCCGUCGCGCUCCGCAAGGCGCAUCGCAAGGCGCCGUCGAGCGUGCUGUCGCCCGUCAGCCCGGUGCCCGGCACGCCGCACGGCCUCGCCUCUCCCUCGAUCGGCCCGCGCGGCCGCAUCUCUACGAGCGAGACAAAGGCAGACGAGGACGCCACCACGGCCAUGGCCAAGGUGGACAAGGUGACGCGGGACCUGCUCAAGCUCAACGACCGCGCCCAGAUGUUGCGCCGGAUGGUGCUCGAGCACCAGGCGGCCGCCCUGAUCGAGCGCGUCGACGCCCUCGAGGCGGACCGGGCGCUGAUCGAGGAGCGGCUGCCCCGCCUCGCCACGUCGGCCUCGACGGCGUCCCUGGCGCGGUCCGCGUCCUUUGGCGGGAACGCCAACGGCCACGCCAACGUCUCCAGCAUGACCAUCCGCGAGAGCCGCGCCCUGACCAGCGAGGAUAUCCGGGCAGGCGUCGACAGCGACGAACCCUACCAGCCGCAGGGCCCCAGCUACCCAUUGAGCCACAGUCGGCUCGUUUCGAACGGCAGCAUCGGGAGCGGCUUCAGCUUCCUCGACGCCAGCCUGCCGGAACAGGUCAAGCGCCUGACCGACGAGCUGGACCAGACGCGAGGCGCUCUGGACCGGACCCGCCGCCAGCUGACAGCGACGGCCGACGAGAUCGAGGCGAGCAAGCGGCAGGCGGCGGCAUUCAAGCAGGAGCUCGAGCAGAGCCGGCGAGAGGCAAAGGCCGCGGCCGAGGAGCUCAUGCGUACGAGCGCGCAGGUGGAGGCGCUGCAGGAUGAAAAGGACCGCUUCGCACCAGAACUCGAACGGCUGCGACAGCAACUCGACCAAGGACGUCGCGAUGAGGCAGAGGGGCAGGAGGCGCUCCAGCUCACCCUCCAGCAGCGGCUGGAUGCUGAGCGUCGCGAGCACUCGGUCCAGCUCGCCAGCCGCGCAGAGGCAGCGGUACGCGAGGCCGAGCAGAGGCUCGCGGGCCAGGUGGCCGAGCACGAGGCCAACGCCAGGGCGGCGCAGCAGGCCCUCCAUGCGCAGCAAUCGACCCUCGACCAGCUGCGAAAGGAGCUUCAAGAGUCCCGCGACGCGCAGGCCCGAUUGCAGUCGGUCCAGUCAGAAGCGCAGCACGAGGCCCACGCAAAGGCUGCGCAGCAGGCCCUAGAAGCGCAGCAGGCCACGGUGGAGCAGCUGCAGCAGGAGCUGCGCGUCGCGAAAGAAGCCCAUGCCAGGGCGGUGUCGCUGCAGGCAGAUUCGAAGGACGAGGCCGACGCCAAAGCAGCUCAGCAGGCACUGGAGGCCCAGCAGGCGACACUCGAGCAGCUGCGAAGGCAGCUCCAGGACGCCCAGGACGCCCGGACACGAGCGCUCGAGGCCAGCGAUGCCAGCAGCCAACGCGCGGCAGAGCUCGAGGCAGAGGCGAAGGCCGCGCAGCAGAGCCUCGCUACGCAGCAAGAGGCCGUCGCGGAGCUGCAGCGGGAGCUGCAGGAAUCCCGCGAUGUUCACGCCAAGCUGCAGUCCGCCCAGGCGAGCCAGACCGGCACGUCUCGCAUCGCGCAGCUCGAGGCCGAUGCCAAGGCAGCCCAGCAGUCCCUCGCGGAGCGAGAGUCGACGGUCAAGCAGCUGCAGAGGGAGAUCGAACAGCUGCGGAACGCAAGCGUCGCCAGGCAGCCGGUCCAAGCGGCGGCAGUGCAGCAGGCCGAUGCUCAAGCGACGCAGACCCUCGAGCAGCUGCGAAGGGAGCUUCAGGAGGCCCGGGAAGCCCACGCCAAGCUGCAAUCGACUCAGCCGCCGGGCAUCGGCAGCAGCCGCAGCGCAGAGGACGAGGCCAGUGUCAGCGCGAUGCAGCAGGCGCUCCAAGCUCAGGACACGACGCUCGAACGCCUGCGGGGGGAGCUCCAGCGGUCGCGCGAUGCCCAGGCCGAGCUUCGGUCCGCACAACUGAGCGACGUCACAGGCAUCCGCAGCGUCGUGCCCACCGCCGACGCCGAGACUCCCCCGUCCCGCGAGCUCGCCAGGGUCAAAGAGGCGCUGGAGGAGGCCGAACGUCGAGCUUCGCAGCAAGGCGCUCAGCUUGACAAGCUCACCGCUCAGCAUGCGCUCGUCGAGAAGGCUUCCGCGGAUCGCGCCUCAGAGCUGGACAAGGUCCGCUCCCAGCUCGCCGAGGCGCAGGAACUCGCCGAGCAGCGCUCGCGCGAGCUGCAGCAGGCAAAAGAGGCGCAGGCUGCGGCCGACACGCUGGCUGCCCAGCGGGCCUCUGAGCUCGACACGGCGGCCAUCGCGCGCGCAGCAGCUGAACGCCUGUCUUCGGACCAGGCGCGGGAUUUGGUCAGCGUCAAGGCUGCCCUGAGCGCCGCCGAGCAGCAAUCCGCUGAGACUCAUGCUCGAUUGGACAGCCAGCUUCGGACCACCACGUCGCUCCAGGGUCAGCUCGAGGAGGAGCGGCGCGCCCGCGCCGAUGCCGAGGCCAAAAUCGCCGCUGCACAGCAGCAGGCGCGAGAGGCCGAGGCUCGCGCCCUCGCCUCUGACGCGGGGCUGCGAGAGCUUGAGCUGGCCGUCGGAGCCGAGCGCAAGAUCAUGGCCGAGCGCGACGAGCUCUUCCACGCCUUUGAGCGCCGCCUCGAGAGCGCCGAGAGGCGGCUGCAGGACCAGGACAAGCGGUGCGCCCGCAUGCUCGGCAAGCUCGAGGGCCGUGAAGAGAUGGACGACCUGCUCGAGCGCAUCAAGGCCGGAGCGGGCGGCCUCGUCAAGAAGAAGAAGACGGCCGGUCAGGACAUUGCCGACCUGCUGACGAGUCUUGAGACGCACAUCGAGGACCUCGCCGACGAGCUGGCCAGGACCGGCGGGACCGCCAACGGCAACGUCGGCUCCUACAGCUCGCCCGCCCUCCGCCAGCUGGAAAACGAGCUGGACGAGGCCGAGCAGGAGGCCGCCCGGUGGCGUGACGAGGCCGAAACAGCCAAGCAGCAGCUCGAGGAACUGCGGCGCGUGGCAGAGGCAAGCGCAUCGAACAUCAAGACCGCCGCGGCGCCCGAGUCGACUCGAUCUGCCGCUCCCUUGCCGUCGCCAUCGGCGCGGGACGACGACAGCGUCAAGGCCCUCGAGCGUCGGAUCGAGGCCCUGACGAGUCAGAACAGCGACCUGGAGCGGCAGCUGCGAGCGGCCAACGCGUCUGGCCCCUCUUCGGGUCCCCUCGGCGGUCCCUCAUCCGGCAAGGGCGUCGGCAACCUGAUCAGCAAAUUCGGCGGCGGCAAUGUCCCGGCACGCGGACUCGGCGUCGGCGCCAGCCCACUUCUCGGGUCCAGCCCACUUCUCGGGUCCAGCCCACUUCUCGGGUCCAACGGCAGGCGGUCCGUCAGUCAUUCGAACGCCGGAGAGGCGCAUGCGGAAGUCGACCCAGAGACGAACCGGCAGCUCCGCGAGGCUCAGCGGCUGGCCUCGGCCGUGGCCGGCAUGGUGCCCGAUGUCGAUGCCGCCGCCGCCUCGACGCUGGACCUCAAGGCGCUCCACGCGGCCUUUGAGGCGCCGCUCCCGACGCCACCGGUCUCUUCGGGGGCCGACGACGCGGACAUGGCGGGCGCCGCAUCGUCGUCGCCGGCGGUCGCGGCGGCCGCGCUGCGACGCGAGAUCGAGGCCAUGUCGCACAAGCUGCGGGGCGCCGUGGCAGCCAGCCGGACCGCCAUCUCGCGAGGCCUGCAGGCCGAAUCGAGUGCCUCGGCGCUUCAGACGCAGAUCCGAGAGGCCGAGGCGAAGCGAGACGAGUUCAAGGCGGCUGCAGAGGAGCUCGAGUCGAGGCUGUCGCAUUCGGCGCUCGACAUCGAGACGCUGCGGGAGCGCGAGCGCAAGCUGGAAGAGACGCUGGCCGAACUGCGCGAGCAGCUCUCGGAGGGCGCGCGGAGCGCCCGGACGCACUCGACGUCGUCGAGCAGCCUCGGUCUCCAAUUCAAGGUCGAGACGAUGCCGUCGUUUUCGCCGCGCAAGAACGCCAAGAAGCUCGUGUCGGUUUCGACGUCGACGUCUCCGCCGCAGCGACGCCCGCCGCCGCUCAAGCCCAUGUUGGGCGGCAUGCCCAGCUGGACCGCCGCCGCCGGUGCCGCCGCCGCAAACACCACCAACGCCAAGCGCGGUGCCAACGAGGCGAGCCUCGCGCUGCCAUCGCCCGGCCUGAUGCUCGAGGGCAUGCACCUCGUCUCGCCGACGCGAUCCGCCGGAUCCUCGUCGCCGCUGCCGUCGCCGUCGCCCGCCCGCUCGCCCGUCAAGCUCUCGCUGCCCCCCUUUGCCUCGACGCUCGAGACGCGCACGGGCGGCAGGUCGCCCGAGCCGCCCCUCGAGCAUGUCUCUCCCGCGCACUCGAACGUCUCGCUGCCCACGGCCUCGGCGGCGGCCGCAGCGGGCAAGCAAGGCCCGCGCACCAUCACGCUGGGCAUGGACACGUCGGCGCUGAUGCUCAAGAUCCGCAACCUGGAGCGCGAGCUCGUCGUCGCCCAGACCUAUCAGAAGCAGUCGGAGAGGAUCCGGGAGCAGGAGGCCGCGCUGCGGCUGCGCGAGAGGCAGAUGGACGAGGAGCGCCUCCGCGACGCCGAGAUGAACAGCCGGCUGCUCGAGGAGCUCAACGAGAGCAACCGCGCCCUCCAGGCGGCCAAGGAGCGCGCCGAGGUGGAAAAGAGCAUGCGCAUGAUGGACGAGAUCAACGAGCGCAACCGCCUCCUCAUGGCCGGCAAGAUGUGA
This is a messenger RNA of Pseudozyma flocculosa PF-1, 7875 nucleotides long. RefSeq lists its product as uncharacterized. The transcript has a single exon. NCBI's taxonomy places the organism in Eukaryota, Fungi, Basidiomycota, Ustilaginomycetes, Ustilaginales, Ustilaginaceae. Bases 1 to 7875 code for a protein of 2624 amino acids. The record is from RefSeq and is a predicted model, not a curated record.